GGAGGAGCCGACGACCUGGGUCACAUGGUUGCACAGCACUGAUCGCAUUCGCAAAUCGAAACAGCCACUGCAAAACCAGCCCUUCCUACCACUGGAGUUGCGCCCUUAAUGCACCUUUUCCCUUGUAUUAACUUUGAAUGGAACACGAAAUAUUUCUAGAUAUAGCUAAAUUAUACAGGAAACAGAUAAGCUGUGGUUUUCUCUCGUGGUAGAAAGAGGCGCGCACGAUAAACUAGCCUUUUGGUGUCGUUUAAACGGGUGUGAAAACUCGAUGGUUUAGUAUGUUCUCGAGUCUAUCGCUGACAAGCCAGCGCAGCUUCUAUCAGGUUUAAGCGACGUUCAUUUAAAUGUUGUAGCUUUACGGUCAGUUUAUUAACCGGGAUCAAUCAGCGACUUUUCAGUUGCUGAGCACUAAAACAGAAAAACGGCUUCACUACUGAGGUAGCAGAGGAGGAAGACCCCCCAGCUCAUAGGAUAUGGAGUCGACCAAAGCUGGAGGCGUAAUAGCCUACAUCAGCUCAUCUAGCUCCGCCUCUAGUCUGGACUCCUGCCACAGCGACUCCUCCAAUGGCAGCUACCAGUCAUCCUCCCCACCCCAUCGCACCUCACCCAGCUGCCGCCAGAUGGGUCGGCCAGCUGACCCCACACUCCCUGCCAGUGGCCAAAACCUCUUAGGGGCUCAGAAGACCGGAUGCUCCUCCUCUUCUGCAAGAGGCGGCAUCACAAAAAUCAGUGGCCUGGUGCUGCUUUGUAAGGUCUGUGGUGACGUGGCCUCUGGUUUCCACUACGGCGUCCAUGCCUGUGAGGGCUGCAAGGGCUUCUUCAGGAGGAGCAUCCAGCAGAACAUCCAGUAUAAGAAGUGCCUUAAGAAUGAGAGCUGCCCCAUCAUGCGGAUCAACAGGAACCGCUGCCAGCAGUGCCGCUUCAAGAAAUGCCUGAUGGUGGGGAUGUCCAGAGACUCUGUGCGUUUUGGCCGAAUCCCUAAGCGGGAGAAACAGCGCAUGCUGCUGGAGAUGCAGAGUGCUGUGAACAACAUGAUGAACAACAGCCAGCUCUACAGCAGCCAGAAUCUCCCUAUUGCCAAACUGCCGCCUGGCAGCUCCACAGAACCUCUGGGUGAAGAUGCUGGCCCUGUCCCCUCCUGCUCUCCAUCCUCACCAUGCUCCAGCCAGUCAGACUCCAGCUCAGACCGCGAGCCCACUGUGGCAAUGGACACCAGCCCCAGCUUGACCUCACCGAGCACAUCAGACAGUGGGGAGGAGGAGGUGAUCGGCUCGGUGACCAGGGCCCACCAGGAGACCUUCAUGUACAACCAGGAGCAGAGCAGCCUGACAGCAGAGGCCCCGACCUCCACACGCCUUCUGACAGGUGGCUCUGCCUGCAAUGCCACUAAGCACUGGACAGAGGAGCGGCAGGACAUCUGGAACCGCCACAACAACCUGGUCACUGUGGUAGCACAGGACCCCUCUUCCAGCCUGGGCCUUCAGGGUGCAGAGGACAACACCCUCAACCACUGCCCCUUCAGACUGCCCAGGAGUGCUGCCAGCCAAUGUCCAGCCUACACACACGGAGCUUUCAGAACUCAGGCCACAGAGGGCCCCAGCAGAGCCUGCAGUUGGCCCCUGUGGAGAGGAGGCAACAGGAUGCAUCUGGUUUGUCCAAUGAACAAGUCUCCUCACAUUGACGCUGAGAAGUCUGGCCAGGAGGUGUGGGAGGAGUUCUCCCACAGCUUCACCCCCGCUGUCAGGGAGGUGGUGGAGUUCGCCAAGAAGAUCCCAGGCUUCAGAGACCUGUCCCAGCAUGACCAGGUCAGCCUGCUGAAGGCUGGCACAUUUGAGGUGUUGGUAGUUCGCUUCGCUUCUCUCUUUGAUGUGAAGGACCGUACCAUAACCUUUCUGGGUGGGAAGAAGUACAGCGUGGACACACUGAGGGCCAUGGGGGCCGGCGACCUCCUCAACUCCAUGUUUGACUUCAGUGAGAAGCUUCUCAGCCUGUGCCUCAGUGAGGAGGAGAUGAGCCUCUUCACUGCUGUGGUUCUAGUCUCUGCAGAUCGUUCAAGCAUAGAGAAUGUGAACUCAGUGGAGGCGCUUCAGGAGACGCUGAUCUGCGUCCUGCGAAGCCUCAUCACCAAGAACCACCCCAACGAGUCGGCCAUCUUCACCAAGCUGCUGCUCAAGCUGCCUGACCUGCGCUCGCUCAACAAUAUGCACUCUGAGCAGCUGCUGGCCUUCAAGGUCCAUUCCUGAAGUUUCCUCGGGUACUUGACCCCUCCGAAUCCCUCAACACAAACUAUAACAGCCUGCAACCAGACCUGGAGGCAACACGGACCACUAGCUCCACCUCACCUCCUGCCCAACUACACCUGCACAUUCGCACUCCUCCCAUGAGGCUUUGUGUUUUUGGUUCUGUCUGUGAAUUAAACUAAAGCUCAAGCCUGACAUAUAAAGGGGGAAGAAGACCAUAAUAUGUUCUUGUACUGUACUGUAGGGCAUAACUGCCUGUGUGAUGGUAAUGCAUUCAUACAGACACACUUGAUUGAUGUAUGUUUCUUGUGUUUGUGUGUAGCACACUGUAUUUUUGCAGCUGUACAAACAUUAGAAGCACUUUCCUGUAUAGUGUAGACUGGUAUUUUUGCAUUCAUAGUGCAAUAUGUGUCUGCUUUUUGAUUUGAGCUUUAUAGUGAGGAAUAGAGACGUGUGUAGUCUUUUCAGUGGCACAUGAUAAUCUGAAUAGGUGCUGUGCUUGUGAUAAAGGGGGAAGCUGUAAACACAAAAACCCCCAGACACUGAAUGACUGAUGAGGUACAAUCCUCUUUAAAAGCAGACCACAGUAAAAGGAAUGUGGGUGCAAAGCUGCUUGAAGUCCCAGCCUCCCAGUGUGGUCCCCAGACAGAUCAGACAAUGUUGUUUAAUUUGAGUGAAUCUGGUCCAGGCUGUAUAUGUGCAAUGCUGUGUUUUUAACCAGCUGCGGGUCAGUUUUUUGAAGUUAUUUGGGCAUUGUGACAAAUCGAAUGAUUGCUUAGCGAUCAGUGGCAAUAGAGAAACACUGAACCAGUGUCAUCUGGACUUGUUUCAAUUAAAGAAAAAUAACUUCUAUCUUGGAUUCCAGCGUCGGCUGUCCUACUUGACCCAAGUCAUGUUGCGUUUCUUCGUCAGACACUUGUUGCUGUCGGACAGUUGGACGACAGAAACUGUCUCUCAGUCAGUGGUAAUUCCCACUUGCUUGAAUAAGCUUUGUUUCAUAAAACUGUACAGACUAUAGCUGAGUAUAGUUAAAGUGAAGAAGUAGGCCUAUUCUGCAUAAAAUAUGAUUGUAAUAUCACUGAAGUGAUUGUUAUUUAAAGAAUAAGCUGGAGUGGAGUGGAGGUGAUGUGUUGCUGGAGUUCAGAUGUCUUUGUGAUGCCAUCUUUUUGUUCCCUGUCCAUGAAUUCACAAUGUCUGGCUUCUGUCAUUGUGUUAAUAUUGAUGAGGUUCUGUUCUCCUCUGUGAAAGGACUGCAGUAUGCAUAGAUUUCUAUAUAAACAUAUACAUACUAUCAUACAUUAUGUGUAUAGAUGAAUAUAUAUAAAUACAUUUUCUA
Molecule: messenger RNA, 3579 nt
Organism: Monopterus albus (swamp eel)
Lineage: Eukaryota; Metazoa; Chordata; Actinopteri; Synbranchiformes; Synbranchidae
Gene: nr1d2b
Product: nuclear receptor subfamily 1, group D, member 2b
Exons: 8
Coding region: 477-2246 (589 amino acids)
Biological process (GO): negative regulation of transcription by RNA polymerase II; hormone-mediated signaling pathway; cell differentiation
Molecular function (GO): nuclear receptor activity; RNA polymerase II cis-regulatory region sequence-specific DNA binding; zinc ion binding
Source: RefSeq, a predicted model, not a curated record